AUGAUAAAUUAUAAUAUGGACCGCCGUCUGUAGUUUUUCUUCCUUUAACCUUAAUGAUAAAUUCUAAGGGCACGUGCGGUAUCCGAAAUCUGAUACUGAUACACGGUAUGCUACGCACUAACCCCCCAACUGACUGCUUGAUCGAAAAAGUGCAUUGUUCAUUAGUGAAUGGGCAGGUACGAAUGUUAUUGUUGAUUAUGACAUGUUAAUUGCUUUUAUUAUCUCAAGUUGUUGAUUUAUCAGUUAAUGCAUCUACCCAUCGAUUUAUCCUUACCGCCUUUUCUAGAGCCAGAAGAACGAACUAGGCUGAUACGAAACUCUGCCCUGCUUCAAACUUGAUUUAAUUAUUUCUAUUAAAUGGAAUGAUAGAAGGUUAGAUCCUCACUCAUAACGAAUAACUGGACAACAGUAUGGAAUUUCGAAUUUUCAACUAAACCAGUUGGUUCUGUCAUUUUUAUCAACCAUGUAGUGCCUAUACUUCCAGAAAUAUUGAAGCAUAGCUGUAUAAAACUUAGCUAAAGAGAAUUGUACAGAUAUGCUGAAUGAAACACGAUCUGCUAUGAUUCUUCCAGCUGCUCGUAUUUUGAAGCAAAAACCCAGUAUUUGGGUGGAAAUUAAUCAUGCAGUGGCUAAAUACAAACCGGUCAAUUUAGGUCAGGGUUUUCCGGACAUUCUUCCAAAACAACAUGUUCUUGAAAGUUUAACCAUGCUUGGAAAACCCGAUGUUAGCCCAUUUCUUCAUCAAUACACUAGAUCUAUGGGUCAUCCGCGUUUAGUGAAUGUAUUAUCUAAACUGUAUACAAGUUUUUUAAGAUGCGAUCGUAAACUGUAUGGUGAAUCUGGGAGUCUUCAAGUAGACUCGUUUGGACCAGACAGAGAAAUUGAUCCUUUAAACGAAGUUAUUAUUACCGUUGGUGCUUAUGGUUCGCUUUUUACGGCUAUUUCAGCAUUAGUUAAUCCUGAUGAUGAAGUGAUAAUUAUGGAUCCAAGUUUUGACUGUUAUACUCCAAUGACAGUAAUGGCUGGUGGUGUACCGAUUUAUGUACCACUUCGACCGCAAUUAGAUGAUGGUGAAGAAUUAAUCAGUGAUUGUUGGAAAUUAGAUAUCAAAGAAUUGGAAUCGAAAAUUACUUCAAAAACUAAAGUGUUACUAUUAAACACACCACAUAAUCCUUUGGGUAAAGUAUUUAAUAGAGAAGAAUUGGAGAGUAUCGCGGAUGUAUGCAUUCGUCAUAAUUUGGUGUGUAUUUCAGAUGAAGUUUAUGAAUGGUUAGUAUUUCCGCCUAAUCAUCAUAUUAAAAUCGCCUCUUUGCCUGGUAUGUGGUCACGUACCCUGACUAUUGGAAGUGCUGGCAAAACAUUCAGUGUAACCGGUUGGAAAUUAGGUUGGACAAUUGGACCAGCUAAUUUAAUACAGGCUAUGCAAUUGCAUCAACAAAAUACUGUGUAUACAUGUCCAACUCCUUUACAAGAAGCUGUUGCACGAAGUUUAGAAAUUGAAUUACCAUUAUUGAAUACACAUGAAUCGUAUUUUAAUGAGAUGUGUGCAUUGAUUGAACCGAAAGGUCGAAAUAUGGUUAAGAAAUUGAAUGAAAUAGGAAUGAUAGCAGUAAGACCCACUGGAGGAUAUUUCCUCGUGGCAGAUAUCUCCAAAUUGCAUGUCCCAUCGAAUGAAUUGGAUAAAAAUGACUCAUUAUCGUAUGAUGUCAAGUUUAAUAACUGGAUGAUGCAAAAUAAAGGUGUUUCUGCUAUUCCAAUGAGUGUGUUUUAUUCAACAUCUAAUCAACAUCUUGGUUCAAAAUAUUUACGAUUCUGUUUUUUCAAAUCAUCAAUCAAAUGUAAGUAUUAAUUAGAAGAUUUCUCAAAUACACAGUGAAUACUUUCAAAAUGAUCAGUCACUAUGGUUCCAUUCUCAAUGAAAUACUAAUGUUAACGCCCAAUAGAUAUCUUAACCAUGAAUGAAAGCAUAAAUAUCAUAUCAAAAUAAUACUCAAUAGAGGAUUCAACAUUGGAUUCGGCAUAUGAAAUUUUGAAGAAAUGGUAAUUGAUUUAAUGGCAAAAUAUUACUCCUGGAUCGUGUUGGAUUUGUAUUCACAAUCUUUUGAUUUAUUUUGACUUAUUCUGCCUACUACUGACUUGAUUGGGUUUUUUUUCUGUAGAGGAUCAUU
Messenger RNA from Schistosoma curassoni, 2168 nucleotides. The record is from the annotation of a GenBank genome assembly. Lineage: Eukaryota; Metazoa; Platyhelminthes; Trematoda; Strigeidida; Schistosomatidae.